This is a messenger RNA of Thlaspi arvense, 200 nucleotides long. The record is from the annotation of a GenBank genome assembly. Lineage: Eukaryota; Viridiplantae; Streptophyta; Magnoliopsida; Brassicales; Brassicaceae.
CCAGUGGAGCAGUGAAAUUAGCUCAAGGAGUUCACGGGAUGAUCUUGUUUAGCGGGUUCAAUGCAAAGUACAAGUGUGUAACCACGGCUUUAUUAGAUUUGUAUGCAAAACUUGGGAGGUUGGAGGAUUCGUCUACGAUAGCAUGGCGUGGACAGCAAUUCUUGCUGCUUAUGCCACUCAUGGUUAUGGAAGUGACGCAA